Stegostoma tigrinum is the source of this 6353-nucleotide messenger RNA. It is a transcript of the gene fez1, whose product is annotated as fasciculation and elongation protein zeta 1 (zygin I). NCBI's taxonomy places the organism in Eukaryota, Metazoa, Chordata, Chondrichthyes, Orectolobiformes, Stegostomatidae. The record is from RefSeq and is a predicted model, not a curated record. Gene Ontology annotation, cellular component: cytoplasm; axon. The transcript has 9 exons. The coding region runs from base 193 to 1389 and encodes 398 amino acids.
UCCCCGAGAGAGAAGGAGGUGGGGGUGGGUUAUGGUGAAAAGAGAGAGAGAGAGAGAAUCUCUCUCUAGUCUGAGCGGAGAUGAUCUCACCUUGUUGAGUGCGCAGUCUCUCCACUGCUUCUGGAGCUAGCACAGCCUCUCCGUCUCUUUAAAGGUAUAGAUUCCUUCUGGGGUUUUAUUUUCACAGGCGCGAUGGCAGCUCCGCUGGUCACCCUGGAUGAGGAAUGGCAGGAUUUUUACGAACUGAAGCCGGGCCGAGCCGGGGAGCCGACACCGUUAGAGGCAGAGGAAAGUCUGAACGAGCUGGGGUCCCUCAGCCCCCUGGUACUGACACAGCCCCUGGAAGAAAUGGGCGAGUUGGACAAUUUCGGCACCGACAUCAUCAGUUUCAAGUCCAUGGAGGACCUGGUGAACGAUUUCGACGAAAAACUCAACGUCUGCUUCCGAAAUUACAACGAGAAGACGGAGAAUUUGGCUCCCGUUAGAAAGCAGGCGGCGGAUGAGGAAGAGCUGAUCCGCGACGACGAGAUCUGGGAUGCUCUGACUGACAACUACAUCAUGAACGCUGCUGAUGACUGGCGGACAGCGCGACUUCAGGAACUCAACAUGAAUCUCUCCAACCUGGAGGUCAGUGACAAGGAUAGUAUCACUGAGGAUGCAGAAUUAAUCGAGAAGUUGGACAUCAUUGUAUCCUGCAAUAGUGAGGAGCCUCUCUUCACAGCUGAACAGGUCAUUGAGGAGAUUGAAGAGAUGAUGCAGAAUUCCCCUGACCCUGAGAUUGAAGAGACUCCAUCACAGUCCGACAAACUCACGGUCCUCUCGCAGGAUGUCCAGGUUUUGAAACCAUCCAGCAGCAACAAUAACAUCCAGCUGGAAGACGUGAAGCAGCUGACUGAGGUUGAGGUCGGCGAGCUGUUGGCACAGAUUGAAUUGGCCGUUAAAGAUUACUCAGAGGAGCUGAUCCAACAGCUGGCACUGCGUGACGAGCUCGAGUUUGAGAAGGAGGUGAAAAACAGUUUCAUCUCCAUUCUCCUGGAGGUACAGAACAAGCAGAAAGAACACCGGGAAACAAUGAAGCGGAAGAAGAAGGAGAAAGGUGGCAUUUCAGCAAGUUUCCGGCAGGAGAGAGCGAGUCACAUGCCUGUGAAGCGUUUUAGCAUGGAAGGAAUCUCCAGUGUCAUCCAGAGUGGCAUUCGACAGACAUUUGGAAAUUCUGGCAAUGAGAAACAGUACUUAACCACAGUAAUACCGUAUGAGAAGAAGAACACACCUCUAACGGUUGAUGACCUUCAAAUUCUCACCACAAUCCUUCUGGCCAUGAAGGAGGACAGUGAGAAGGUACCAGUUUUACUGACAGACUACAUUUUAAAAGUUUUGUGCCCAACUUAAAUCCAGGCCACAACGCUAUUGAAAGCCAGGAUUGACUGGGCUGCCAGAUUCCCGCUUGCAGACUGCAUCUUGAGGCCAACAUAAUUUCCUGAUUUCUAAACUAUGUGAAACUGUCUCCAACGACCUGAAGAAUGGGCAUGACCAAAUGAAAACAAUGUGGUUCAUUAUGCUUCAGGAAGGGUUUUGUAAAUAACAUAUUUUUAAGUAUCAGCUGAUACUUGUUGGUGUCAAAUAAUACAAUGCAGAAAUUAUCCAUAAACAGUAUAGAUACUAACAGGAACAUUCUGACUGUAGCUGUGCUUAAUCUGACAUGAUUGAUCAUUAGGCAUGUCGGGUGCUGGGGUCAUAGGAAUUAAAGCCUGUAUAGUAAUCCACUCCUGAUUUUGGGCAUUUCCAGUAAGUAUCACAGAAAUAUUAUCCAUUCUGACUUGACUCCACUUCCAUGAUGUAUCACACAGAUCUUCUGUUAUGGGCUGGAGAGACAAAAUAUAAAGCAUCUUCAUUAAAGUCACAUGGCUGCCAUGUUACUGCAAAUAUUACAUGCCCAAAGUAAGGAAUAUUGGGGAGUAUCCUGUGAGAUCAUUAGUAGUUGUGUGUGCACCAGAUCAGAUGUUCCUCAGAGCCUGUGGGAUCUAAUGAGGCAAACAGCAGUAUUACCAGGGGCUGAUCUGACAACAACUAGUAACAGGUACCAAGUGAUAAGUGGUCUCCCGUGAUUGCUGGUUGUGAGUAUGACAGGCCUUUGAAGUGGAAUCUUCCAUACACAGUAAUUGGAAAUUGGUUUCUGCUGUAGACGCCACACUUAGGGAAGGGAGAUGUACUAGUCAGCCAAAAGAAAUUUGCUCCAAUUCCAAUUCAGGAAGUGAUUUUGAGAGGAGAGAAAAUUGCUUUCUGAUUGCUAACACUCAGCAUUUCACAUUUUUCCCUCUGCCUAUUAAUGGCCAUGUUGCCUAAGACACCAGAAUUAUUUCAGCAGAUAUAUCCCCGUUUUUAUUGUACCUUCCACAUCCUGGAUGGUAAAGAUAAAUUACUUGGCAUGUUAGAGAUUAUGUAAAUAUUGUUCCAGUGUAGUGUUCCUGAACAGACUCGUGCCCAGUGAAUCUGAACAUCAGUCAUAGUUCAAUAUUACCUCAGUGGUGCUCUGAUUAUUUAUUUAUUUUCAUGAUGAUUGAGUUUAAUAUAAAGACUGAAUUGUAGCCUCUAAGACAGUAGACUUACAGAAUACAAGCCUUUGAAAAGCCUGACCUUGCAGCCUACAUUAUUUAUCGAUGGUCAGUUCUCUCGCUAGGGGUGAUAUUUUCAUGAAUGCAGUUUGUCAGUAAUCUUUUAAAAAUUAAAGACACUGCAAUCCUUAAACUUGUUUACUGGUAUAGUGGGAAUCGGGAGCCCCAUAGACUAAAAAGCUGUUAUUAAAAGCAAUUCAAAUUUUCAAAAUUGGUUGGGUUUAGGGCAUUAAGCGAUAGUAGAAUCAAAGCAAUGCAGUUAAGACACAGAUAAGCCAUGAACUAAUUGACUGAUCGAACAGGAUCAAGUAUUUGUUUGGCCUGUUCCUGACCCAACACUCCUAUAUUUGUAGAUUACUGAAGCUCACAAAAUGGUUUAUGCUUUAUCUCUGAAACACAUAAGCAAACUAUGUGCAACUAUCGGGAAAGCACCUCUAGCAUUAAGAAGUGUCAGUCGAUUUCAGGUUUGAUUUUGUCAUGCAGAAGUUUUGCAAUUUGAAAAGUGCAUGUGGGGCCUGAAUAAUAUAGCGCUUGCUACAAAGUGAAGUUCAAAAUUUAAACAAUGCAUUUGAUAACAACCACUGUUAGAUUCAUAUCAUGAAACAGCAAGGAAAUGGAUGACACCUUCACAACUUUAUCAAAAACAUCAUCUUAUACCAGUCAGUCUGAAUUAGGUUACAGAACUUUGAGGCUUAUUGGGUCCCUGCUCAAUUUUACAUGCCAAGGUCAAAUGCACAAGGAUGCAAUAGAUUAUAAAAUCACCCGUAAAUGAAAGGAGUUCUCGUAGUGUCAAACCGUUCCUUGUGAUAUGAAUCCACAAGGCAAUAUUGCUCACAAUUUCACACUAAUCAUCCUCUAACCUGAUGCUGUUACUCAGAGAGGUUGUAGGGAUAAGGAAUUGGAACCAUUAAAUGGGGAAAGGAAUCUUUUUGCCGAGAAGCAACAUGGUUUCCAAAGAGUAACAAGGACAUUAUUCCGCGUUUUCUGAUUGCUGUAGCUAAUCUGGGAGUGUUCAAUGGAACGGUGAAUAAGAACUUCACUCUACUUUUACCCCAUGCUGCUGCAGAACUGAUAAAGCCAAAGCAGACAAGAUGCGCUUAAAUUAAAAAUUAAAAGAUUGAGGUUUCUGAUUGGAAACAAAAUCUAAACGCAAAAAUUAAGUGGUUAAUAAAACCCUUUGUAUCAAUGGUCAAACUUGCAAGCAGCAGCUGUAACUUGUGAUUUGUCCAAUUUUAGGCAAUUUAGGUGAUUUUGGACAAAAUUAUUCUCAUUCCAACAAGUGUACAGCCAGCCUCCAGAUGAAAUGUAAGUUUGUAGGGGCAAAUAAUGUGGCUACAAUGUUGGAAAUAAGGCUAGAAAUCUAAACUCAAGAGGAAAGACCCAGAAAUAUAACAAGCCUAAGUCUAAAGAAAAGGGCUGAUCUAUUUGGUUGGAGUCCUUUCAUUUGAGUACUAAUGCCCUGCUAUAAAUAUUAACCCAGAUACUGGUGGAAUUUUCUGUGUAAUUGACUAUUUCUGGUAUUGUUUUUCAAAGGCUUGUGGAUGCUGUUAAUAAAGAGAGCUAAUGUAUCUGGAUUCUCUGUGACGUUGCUCUAGCUCAAUAAGUGAAUGUGUUUCAUUGACACUGGAGGAUGAACAUUAGUAUUGGUUACUAAAUUAUGCUUUUUAUGUAAGUAUUGAGAGAAUGGAACUAGAAAGUCUGCCAAAUGAAUGUUUCUCUGACUGCCUUCCUGUAAUGAUAUGUAUGUAACUUGCAGUGUUUCACCUUUAAAGAGACAAUACCUGUAUAUGUUCGUUUUCUGUGUUGUGUCUUGACAAAGGAAUCAGUCUAGACACCUUCUCUCCCACAUUCCUGUUAUUCAAUUAUUUCACAAGAUAAAAGUAUUCCAAGAUCAGCCACCUUCCGGUGUUAUUUUCUAGCUGACACACUAAUUACUUUUGCUGCACAAUGUCUCUGGUUGACUCACUGGGAUGUCCACCUUCAGAGCCUGGCAUUAAUUAUUGACCUAAUUCCUGUUCCUGUACAGUCAAUGCAACAAGGUAUUGUAGCUUUGGUAGCACACAGCAUGACAUCUCUGUGACAUUUUGUCAGAGCCUGGUACUAAUCAGGACAAUUUGCAAGAGUAUCAAGGACAAAACCAAUAAUAAUUCCACAUGAGAGGGGAAUGCUAAUUGUUUGACAAGUGGACUGUGAUUCCAAAAGAAAAUGCACCAAUCAUUGAUGAUUGACAGUUCAUUGACAGGCUUUGUUUAAAUUUUCAACCAAGCAGGUUGACUCUGCUCAGGGCAUUUUCUUAAGAAAUGGACCAGUAAAUGCCUGUCAACUAUUUUGUUCAAUUGAAACAGGUGCAGUGUGUGUAUAUGUUUUUUCCUGUCUGCAAAGUGCAUGGCCCUGUGUGUUAAUACAUACAGGCAAGUGUACCACACUGUGAGCCCAACUCAGUUGACUUUCAGUGUAAUUCUUUACACACAGAAUUAUUCAGAAAAUAGUUGUCAAAUUGCAGAAUCCCAUCCAAUGGUGGAUAUUGCGUUGAGAAUUUUAUCAGCAUGGAUUAAUUAGAGUCAGUACCUUUCUUAUAGCAAAGUUGCAAAGAAAUAUGAUGUUAGAUAUGAUCCCACCAGUCUUUGUGAUGUAUGGCCUACAUAUCUGGCAUCACUCUGGCACUGCAAUUGAUAGACCACAUUACUUAUUUGUGGGAUAGGCAGAAGGUAUUUUUAAAUUUACAUCAGCACCCUUUUAGUAGCAAAUAACUCUCAUGUUGCUGCUGUAAAGGCUACUACAUGGUGCAUUCACCAUGACAAUCAGAACAACUAGCCAACCAAGCAGCACUGUCUCCUGAUGCAGUAUAAAUUUUGGUUUUCCCUUGAAUUGAUAUUUCUUGAAAAUUGUUCUGAUUAGAACAAGAUGAAAAGUUUUGACAAGAAGUCUUCCGAUGGCAUUGUAACUUUUAACAUUGUCACUCUACCCCCUUCACCAAUACCACUUCCCCAGCAACAUCACUUGUAUUUUAUGAUUGGUCUGUGUGCAGUGAAAACAGUGUAACUACUUCCUGCUUCUCCACCCCCACCAAGCCAUGGAGCUCCACAUUGAUCCAAUGCAGUAUCCCGCAAAUGAGAACUCCUGGUCUUGCCUAGGCAAUGAUGGAAAGUGCUUACCAUCUUCAGUAGCAGGCAGAAUGGAGUGUGAGGUGGUUCAAGGACAUGAAGGUAUCAUUAAGGUAUGAGAGAGACACCUGGUCCUAUCUCCUGCCCUGGUAUUGGGGCCUGCCUGAUCAUUUGUUUUAAAGACAGGGUUUUAGACUAAAUUUCUCUUCCUGUCCUCCACAUCUGAGCCACAUGUACUCCCCCUCCACCACCACAUCCCUCAACCCAAAAUAGAAGCUAAACUUACAUGGGGUGAAAUACAUGCCUCAGCCUGUCACAAGGUCAGAUGAUCCGUUUGAGGAAUGACUCCCUCUUCCUGAGCAAUAGGAAAUGAUGCAAUUUACUGUAGGUGAAGUUGGUGGAUUAAAGAGUGGCUAUUUGGUGGGUAUCAUGCAAACCAACAAAACUACGUUAUCUGCUACACACUGAAACCACUACAGACAGAUUUAAAUUCCGCCUUGUCACUCCAUUUAGAAAAAGUGAUAUUGUUUCUUUAAAUAUACUUCUGUAGCUGUUGCGCGUCAAAUAACUGCUAGACAUGAUAAAGUUGCAAUUGAAAAUGUUAGCAUUAUUAACAAUAAAGGUUUGCAAUAUUUUA